AAAGUUGAUCCUACACUUUCACUACAAGUACGGCCACGCUAACAGAGAAACUGUAUUUAAUGAACUACGUCAAAAAUUUUGGAUCCCAAAGGCGCGUGCUGCUGUACUACAGGCGACGAGGGACUGCAUGUGGUGUAAAGUGAAUCGAUGUGUACCCUUUGUUCCAAUGAUGGCACCGCUACCUGUUCCACGUAUUACCCCUCACUUACGUCCUUUCAGUGCAGUGGGUGUUGACUAUCUAGGUCCGGUCGAAGUCACGGUGGGACGCAGAAAAGAGAAAAGAUGGAUCGUCGUAUUCACCUGUAUGGCUAUGCGAGCGGUGCAUCUCGAUGUGGUGCACAGUUUGAGCACACAAUCCUGCCUAAUGGCCAUCAGGCGAUUCACUUGCAAGCGCGGAGCACCGGAGCAAAUAUUCUCUGAUAACGCUACGUGUUUUCGUGGAGCAAACGCAGCGACGACGAAGAUGAUUCAGAAGAUUAAUGAAGAAUGUGCAAGAAAGGUGAUAUCAACUGUUACUUCAUGGCACUUUAACCCUCCUGGAACUCCGCAUAUGGGUGGCAUCUGGGAACGGAUGGUGCGAUCCGUCAAAGAAGCUCUGAAAGUUUUAGAUGAUGGGUGGAAAUUAACAGACGAGAUCCUUUCAACGAGUCUAGCCGAAGCAGAAGACAUGAUUAAUACUCGUCCAUUAACAUAUGUUCCUCAGGAUGACGACGGCGAAGAAGCCAUCACACCAAACCACUUCUUGCGUGGAAAAGUGACCAAUUUGGACAUGCUUCUGGAUGGUUCCGUGGACUUUGCUGAAACUUUGCGCAAUGUUUACAAGCGGUCACAAUAUAUAGCUAACAAGAUGUGGGAACGCUGGCUGAAAGAAUAUCUGCCCUCGCUAAAUCAUCGCACAAAGUGGUUCGACGACCAGAAGCCGCUCGAAGUUGGGGACCUAGUGUUCGUAGUUGAUGGGAAGUUCAGGAAGAACUGGGUACGAGGAAGAGUUCACAAGGUAAUCCAAGGAGCAGAUGGAAGAAUCCGUCAAGCAGACGUUAAGACGGCGGAUGGCAAGGUGCAUCGGCGUGCCGUGGCGAAUCUAGCGGUGUUAGAAAUUCAAAAUUGUAAAUCCGGAUCUUCAGGAUGAGCCACCAGAUGUUACGGUCGGGGGAUUGUUCACACCGCUGGGUAGUUGGAGUCGGUGUAACUGCGGACCCCCCGAUAACUGACAGUUCACCGUGAAGAAGAAUAAAACAAAAACAAAGUGUAUCGAGAUAGUGCAGGAAAUUUGGAAUUUAUACUAAAAUAAUUAAAAGUUCAGUGUAAGGAAAUGAUCGGUUGAAUUUAGGGAAUCUAUUUACGCAAUUUAACCCUUCGUAUCACACGAGGACUGAGGACCCAAGGCGCAGACAUUACAUCGUAUUGCUUUGUACGGGUAUAAUUUGUAAGUAUCUGGAAGAAGACAAAGGAAAAUUACUAAUUGAAGAUUGAAAAUACAGGAAGAAGAAGAGGAAAGGAUCAGAAAGUAUCAAGGAGAAUUCAGGAAGGAUCGAAGUCGUAAGGAAGGAGGAAACUAUUAGAGUGAGUAGAUUUAGUGCAAAUUAUAAAUCUGUAGCAAUUAAGAAAAUAAUGGCAAUAUAUUUUAGUUUUUGAGCUGCUCCGAAUAGCUGCUGCAAAAUAAAUAGUGUACUCGAACACAA
Molecule: messenger RNA, 1682 nt
Organism: Topomyia yanbarensis
Lineage: Eukaryota; Metazoa; Arthropoda; Insecta; Diptera; Culicidae
Exons: 2
Coding region: 128-1129 (333 amino acids)
Biological process (GO): DNA integration
Molecular function (GO): nucleic acid binding
Source: RefSeq, a predicted model, not a curated record